UUGUGUGUGUUUGUGUGUGCUGUUGGUCACUAUGAUCAGUUUGUGUUGUAAUGGAGUGUGUCUGAUCCUUGUGUUUGUAGUGCAUUAAGGGUGUGUGACAGAUGAGCACACCUGAGGAGCGAUGUCAGAUCUUCAUCUGUCUGUCUGUCUGUAACACACAUCUGUAUCCUGUCUCUCCAUCUCACACACAUCCAGAAAAACAUCAUUGUUUCAGUUCAGCUUAUCUCUUCUCUCCCAAAUAUCCUGUUUCGUCGAGCUGCGCGUCCAGAAGCAGUAGAAAGCUCUUCCUGCUGCCGGCUGACUUCACUUCCAGCUUUAGCACAAUCUCAUCCGCUCCGAACCGCGCUCAGCAGAACCUCGUAACCCCACACACACACACACACACACACACACACACACACACACGAGGACGGCCGUCCUGCUCCAGCAUGGCCAGCACCAUCAAGGAGGCGCUGUCGGUGGUGAGUGAGGAUCAGUCUUUAUACGAGUGUUCGUACGGAGUGUCUCAGUUUAAGACGGACAUGACAGCGUCCGCCACCGGUGAAUACGGCCCGAGCAAACUCAGUCCCAGAGUGCAUCAGCAGGACUGGCUGGCUCCGCCCCCCAGACGCAUCACUGUCAAGCUGGAGUGUGGGGCGGGAUCCAGGGCCUCUCCUGAUGUGUGUUCUGCGGUGAAGGGGAAGGGUUCUCCAGUGAUGUACAGCAGCUUUAUGGAGCCCCACACGUGGAGCAGCGAGCGCAGAGUGAUCGUUCCUGCAGAUCCCAGCCUGUGGUCAGUGGAUCACGUGCGUCAGUGGCUGGAGUGGGCCGUGAAGGAGUACGGGCUUCCCGAGGUGGACCUGUCUCUCUUCCACAGCAUCGACGGGAAGGAGCUCUGCAAGAUGAGCAAAGACGACGUCCAGCGUCUGACCAGCAGCUACACGGCUGACAUCCUGCUGUCUCACCUGCACUACCUCAGAGAGACUCCACUUCCUCACUUGACCUCAGAUGAUGUUGACAAAGCCUUGCAAAACUCCCCGCGGUUAAUGCAUGCUCGCAAUACAGGAGGAGCCAGCUUCAUCUUCCCAAACGCCUCCGUCUUCCCUCCAGACGCCAGCAGAGCAGACACCAGUUUCCACGGCCGGCGCUCCGGAUGGAAUCAGUCGGCGUCUGCAGCUAAAGUUCCUCAGAGUCCUGCUGCCAUCAUGAGCAAAACCCAAGAGCAGAGAGCCCAGCUAGAUCCGUAUCAGAUUUUAGGGCCGACGAGCAGCAGGCUGGCGAAUCCAGGUUCGGGUCAGAUCCAGCUGUGGCAGUUCCUCCUGGAGCUUCUCUCCGACAGCUCUAACUCGUCCUGCAUCACGUGGGAAGGAACCAACGGCGAGUUCAAGAUGACGGAUCCGGACGAGGUGGCUCGGCGCUGGGGCGAGAGGAAGAGCAAGCCCAACAUGAACUACGACAAGCUGAGCCGAGCCCUGCGCUACUACUACGACAAGAACAUCAUGACCAAAGUGCACGGGAAACGCUAUGCCUACAAGUUCGACUUCCACGGCAUCGCUCAGGCCCUGCAGCCGCAUCCGCAUCCGCCCGAGUCCUCCGUCUACAAGUACCCAGCCGAGCUGUCCUACAUGAGCUCGUACCCGCAGAAGAUGAGCUUCGUGUCUCCACACACUCCGGCCAUGAGCGUGUCCUCGCCGGGCUUCUUCAGCGCUCCGAGUCCGUACUGGAGCGCUCCGGCGGCCGGACUCUACAGCGGCCCUCGACACCCCCCCGCACACAUGCCCUCGCAUCUGGGAUCCUACUACUAGAUGCCCACCACAUCUCCAGAACACACCUGACUGGAGAGAGAACCGUCC
This is a messenger RNA of Carassius carassius (crucian carp), 1832 nucleotides long. RefSeq names its product transcriptional regulator Erg-like. Gene Ontology annotation, molecular function: sequence-specific DNA binding; DNA-binding transcription factor activity, RNA polymerase II-specific. Bases 102 to 1784 code for a protein of 560 amino acids. Gene Ontology annotation, cellular component: nucleus. The transcript is spliced from 9 exons. The record is from RefSeq and is a predicted model, not a curated record. NCBI's taxonomy places the organism in Eukaryota, Metazoa, Chordata, Actinopteri, Cypriniformes, Cyprinidae. Gene Ontology annotation, biological process: cell differentiation; regulation of transcription by RNA polymerase II.